CACAAAUACCCAAGCAAUCACAAUCACGCAAACCCUCACUCACGUGGCAGGCCCACACUGAACACUGCCAACACACAUCCUGCCCUGUUCAUACACGACAUCUGCCUCCGUCGCGUCUGCGGGACAUCUGACAACCCCACCAUCCCGCCCGGAGCUGCGCCAUGUACAUGUCGUUACACGAGCAAGAACUAUGUCGACAGCUGCGCGAACUGCCAAGGCGACACAACUACCGGUUCGAACUCGCUGCUGACCGUGAGCUGCGCGAGAUACUUUUCCGAUCACUUGCUGGUCGGGACGACUUCCUUCCGCUGUUCUUCCCAAAUGGACCGCAAACCGACUGCGAGAAGCCAUGGAGCUUGCGUGACGCACAGGGCGCAGUAGAGGGUGCAGAGUAUACCGCAGCAGCGAGGGGGAAGCCAUGCGGGCACAUCUUCAAGAACGGCGAGGCUACAUACCGCUGCAAGACAUGCACGGCCGACGACACAUGCGUUCUAUGCGCCCGCUGCUUCGAUGCGUCAGACCACGAGGGCCACCAGGUCUUUGUUAGUGUCUCACCUGGCAACUCCGGCUGCUGCGACUGCGGAGAUGAUGAGGCGUGGGUACGACCUGUACACUGCAACAUACACUCAGUCGACCCGGAGCAUGAGUCCAAGGCGGCUGGCAAGGCGAGGGAAGGCACCAUGCUGCCAGACGAACUUGUCGAGACCAUACGCAUCACAAUCGCCCGAACGCUAGAUUACCUCAUCGAUGUCUUCUCCUGCUCUCCCGAACAACUGCGCCUACCCAAGAGCGAAGAGUCGAUCAGGCAGGACGAGCGUAACUCGCGCCUCAUUUCGAGAUGGUACGUUUCCGGAGACCACUCCGAAGAGUGCGACGAAUACUGCUUGGUGCUGUGGAACGACGAGAAGCAUACGGUCAAUGAUGUUAGAGACCAAGUCGCACGUGCGUGCAAACAGAAACUUGCGUUUGGCCUCGCAAAGGCCUAUGAGAUAAAUGACGUGGGGCGCAGUGCGAUCGUAUACCGAACAGACAUCAAGGAUCUUCUCAGGAUGGCCAAAAUCAUCGAAGAGAUCAAGCUGACUGUCACAAUUCGAUCUGCUCGAGAUACGUUCCGCGAACAGAUGGGCGGUGCCAUCAUCGAAUGGAUUUCGGACAUUGCAGGGUGUAGUGUGGGUGAGGACAGCCAGAUACUUAGACGCACCGUUUGUGAAGAACUACUGAAACCGUGGCGAGUCGGUAGUGAGGCAUCGAAUCAGGGUAUAGGCAAGAAUGGUCUUGACGAUCACGAAAUGGAAGACAAGGAAGCUGAAAUGGAUGGCUUCUUCAGUGGCCUGUUGCCUAUACAAAGGCGCCCACGAAUUAUCCGCGUUCAGCGACAGCGGACUACUGAUGCCACCGACGACACCACUGGCUCAGACGAGGAUGACGAGGAUGAGGAAGGCGAGGGCGGCCCUGCGGCCGACGCCCAAGAUGAUAUGGACAUUGACGAGGUCGGUGCUCAGGAUGAGGAUGGUGACGUCGAAAUGGAGGCGUACGAAAGUGCAGAUGAGACACUCGAAAUGGCCGAAGCAGCCAGGGCAGGCUAUCCUGCUCCACCACCACCGCCUCCCCCUGCUCCUCAAAACACACAACGUGGCCAGCUUGAACAGAGCGUAACACCCGCAGAGUCCGAUAGUGAACCUGUAGUUGGUGCACCGUCACUCAGCCAUGUCGAACCCAUGUUACCUGUACCCGAGACGCCACAUACUCGAACUUUGACAUUGCGGCCAGCAAGGCCGGCCAAAUAUUGGUUGGAGAAGCCUGAAAACUACGGCAAGAAGCCUGGGACUCCUCCUCACGAGGAUCUGUGGCAGCGCCUACGGCUAGAUCAUCUCAUCUUAUACGACUUGCGAAUGUGGAAGCAGUUGCGUAUUGGCAUACGCGAUGUCUUCAUAAGCACAGUCGUCACAAUCCCUGAAUUCAAGCGUUUGCUGGGUCUGCGCUUUGCGGGCGUCUAUACUGCUCUAGCCCAGCUCUAUCUAAUCGCGGACCGCGAGCCGGACCACUCCAUUAUCAACCUCUCUCUCCAGAUGCUGACGACUCCGUCUAUCACUUCAGAGGUGGUUGAGCGUGGAAACUUCCUCACUAAUCUAAUGGCCAUCCUUUAUACCUUUCUGACUACGCGUCAAGUCGGCUACCCCUCGAACGUCGAUCCGAAAGCCACAUUAGCCUUCGAGCAAGGAGCCGUGACCAAUCGCCGCAUGUACCACUUUUUCCUCGAUAUGAAAUAUCUCCUCGGAUCAGAAUUUGUCCAGGAGAGAAUCCGUGAAGAGCCGCGCUACCUUUUACAAUUCCUUGAUCUUGUCAAGCUUCAUCAAGGUAUCUGUCCUAACGUUCGACAAGUGGGUGAGCAUCUAGAAUUCGAAUCCGAAGCUUGGAUCAGUGCCUCCUUGAUCACUCGGGAGAUCAACAAGCUGUGUAGACAUUUCGCGGAAUCUUUUGCCUGGACUCGCGAUGAAGAUCCAACCAACAUUCAACGUGCAAUACGUGCAGCCGCAAAGGUUGCUAUCAUUAAUUCGCUAGGUGUUGAACGCAAACGCUUUGAUCAGACCGAACUAAAAGCAGAGACCAAGUUCAAGUCUUUGGACAUUCCCGAGUUCCUUUCCGAGUCAUCUGCAAGACAACCAUACAAGAUUGUUGACUACGUUGUUGCGACUCAGCCAAUGAGCUUUCACCACGCGCUUCAUUAUACUGUGUCCUGGUUGAUUGAUCGAGCACGGAGCAUGAAUAGGGAGGACAUCCUGCGACUACUUCUAUUUUCUCACAGCGAACUACAGAUGGACCUCGGCCCAGCUGUAGCGCCUGUUCCAGUCCACGAGCCUGAAGAUUACCUACUUGCCAUGUUCGAUUUCCCGCUUCGGGUGUGUUCGUGGCUGGCACAGAUGCGCGCAGGAAUCUGGGUCAGGAACGGCAUCACGUUGCGACACCAGAUGACUCAAUACCGAAGCGUAUCACAGAGAGACGUUUCCCAUCAACGGGACAUCUUCCUCUUACAGUCUGCUCUCGUGCUGUGUGAUCCAUCAGUUUUCUUAGCUUCCAUGGUGGAUCGUUUCGGACUUGUCGGCUGGAUGACUGGGAGAUAUGAAGCUAGCUACCAUGGAUUCGAGGACAGCCAAGCUAUUGAUGUGGUAGAGGACUUUGUCCAUUUGCUGAUCAUUAUCCUCAGCGAGCGCACUUCGUUGAUACCCGCAGAAGACAACGACGAGUCUCAACUGGUCGCUAUGCGCAAGGACAUUGCGCACGUUUUGUGUUUCAAGCCACUCUCCUUCUCCGACAUGACAGCACGUUUGUCAGACCGGAUUCAGAACCUAGAUGAGUUUCCUGAGGUGCUUUCAGAAAUGACUAGAUUCCGACCUCCAGAGGGUUUGUCUGAUAGUGGUACUUUCGAGUUGAAAGAGCAAUAUAUCGACUUGAUCGACCCGUAUCUUCACCAAUACAACCGAAACCAGAGGGAAGAGGCAGAAAACAUCUACAAAGCAUACGUUGCUAAGCAAACCGGGAAGCAAGCGAGUGACAUCGUUUACGAGCCCAAACUUCGACCAAUCCCCUCUGGCCUGUUUCGAGACCUCUCAGCUUUUACAAGAACCCCCUUGUUCACUCAGAUCAUCUAUUACCUACUAGCAUACGGUCUUAAGGCCGUGCAAGUGACACCAAGUAUACCGCCAACUCGUGUAGAGACGUACAUUCAAUUUGUCUUACAAUUGGUUCUUGUCGCUAUACUCGAAGAUAAAAGUACAGAACAUGGAUGGUCUGAAAAAGCACCAGAGUCGUUUGUCACUUCGGUAUUGACCCAAAACGCCAGCAUGGGAAUACAGGGCCAUCCGACUGUCCUUUCAAUCUUAAAGUCUCUUCAGGACACCGAGGUUUUCAAGGCGUGUGAGCCAAAGAUCAGUUUGAUACUUCAUCGGCUCAAGCAGCGACAGCAAGAUUCCUUCAUCAUUGCUGCUGCUGCAAUCAAUAUGCCGGCUGACAGAAUGGAUACUGCCUCACCUGCGCCUCAAGAUAAGGAGUCUAAGGAGCUGAAGAAGAAGCAAGCUCUCGAGAGACAGGCAAAGGUCAUGGCAGCGUUCAAAGAGCAGCAAGGCAAGUUCUUGGCCAACCAGGACUUCGAUUGGGGUGAAGACGACUUUAGCGACCUCGAAGAUGAAACCGGGGGACUUGUCGAACAAGAAAAGACACUAAAAUUCCCCUCUGGCACAUGCAUACUAUGUCAAGAAGACUGCAAUGAACAGAGACUGUAUGGAUCUUUUGGGUAUAUUUCCGAGAGCAGGAUACUUCGGCAAACACCCCUAGAAGAUUCAGAGUGGGUAGACGAAGUUGUACAGACUCCAAGUAGUCUUGACAGAUCCGCCGAAGAUCUGCGACCAUUUGGCGUCGCGGGCAGAAACCGACGCAUGAUUGAGAAGGUGACGGCCACGGGUGAGCGAGUGACUAGUGAAAGGCAAGAACUGGGAAGGGGAUUUCCACCAGCCUCGGUAACACCAGGUCCGGUAACGACUGGCUGUGGCCACAUCAUGCAUUUUGCUUGCUUUGAGGUAUAUCUCAAUGCAACCCAGAGGCGCCAUGUCAGCCAGAUUGCCAGGAACCACCCUGAACGGCCUGAGCUAAAGGAGUUCAUGUGCCCACUUUGCAAAGCCCUUGGCAACAUUUUCUUGCCAAUCAUCUGGAAAGCAAAGAAGGUGUCUAGUACUGGUGUACUGGAGACUGAAAAAACAUUCGACGACUGGCUCGAGUCACAGCUGGUCGCGACUCACAAGAGUCUGGAAAAGGGGUUGAAAGUACCUGCUGAUAUGUCCCAUGACCAGAAGAUGCUAUAUGAGUAUGCAGAGCGGCAUUUUAUCCAACCGGUAUCGAGUCGACUGCCUGACCUUCUCAAGCCCCAACUUCCGACAGCUGGUCUCGCUCUUGCACAGCCGCCAACACAGCUUGCGCCACGAUUUCAGGUCCCGGCUUUCCUGGGUGUGCAACCUCUGGAAGCCGCCGAACCAGGAUUUGGCCCAACUCAAACCAGCCCUGCUUUGACCCAGGAUGUUCCCAUGGGAGAGUUGAUCAAGAUAUACCACAGACUAAGAGACACAUUGAAAGUCAACAGCAUUCAGUCCUCGUUCGCAUACCCACAUACACCAGCUAUCUCAGAGGACUUUACACACACGGAUGCCCUUGCGCAGGCCCUUGGAUACUCGAUCGCUGCAGCAGAGAUUGCUCAACGAGGCGUGCAGUCUGAAGCCGCGCGCGGAACUCUGAUUGACAGGAUCUCCCCGCAGACGAUCACGCAUCUCCGGGUAUUUUCAGAAAGUGUCUCUUCAUACAUCGCGAUUGGAGGACUGCGAGGUCAGGGUCCAACCAAGACUAUCAAUGAGUUUUCUGAGAUCCAGCGCCGGCAAUUCCGCCAGUUGCUAGUUGGACAUCCCAGUAUAUAUGACCCGGAUGUGUUGAGCUUUGAUCUCAAGGGCAUAACACCUCUUCUUUGCCAGGAUCCGUUCAUUUUCCUCUCUCAAUGCGCUGUCGGCAUCGUUCCAGCGGCGAACCUCGACGUUCACCACAUCAUGCGGAUGUGUUAUCUUGCAGAGAUUGUUCGGGUGAUUUUUGUGUUUGCUCUGGGUAGAAAGAAUCAUUCGACUGAAGAGAUGUCACUGGACUCUGAUCUUCUCUUCCCGAAUCCUGAACAGUUCAUAAACCCAGAAAAGGUCAGCAACAACUUUGGAUCAACAGAGCAGAUGAACAACCUGCUCUUCUUUAUCUGCGUCAUCUACAAUGUGACUGAUGUGGGCAACUCGCCUUCCUCGCUCGAUAUCGACAAUAUGCCUAUCCCUCCACGGUUCAAGGAUCCAAACUUUCUUUACUUCAUACACACCAUGGUCUCGACAUAUGCGCUACCUUUUGUGCGCAAAGCCGCAAUCCUAAUGCAUGUCCGCUACGGUAUUGAUCUACCACAUGUCUCUACUGAACGCGCAGACGAGCCCGAACUCGCGCGACUAUCCACCAUCCUCCGUCUGCCCUCACUCGACGAAAUCUUUGCCUCAUUCACCAUGCGCACAAGCGCAGCCCACACCAGCCGAUCCAUUGUCGGUGGCUGGCUACGACACUUGCUAUGGGCUCAAGCAGGCAACAAUCCCCUCCGACCCACAAUAUCGCUUUCCCACCCCUCAAUCUUUGAGCUCGUAGGCCUGCCCAAGAACUACGACACGCUCACCGACGAAGCAAUACGCCGCCGCUGCCCAACAACUGGCAAAGAGCUGACAGACCCUGCCUUGUGUCUCUUCUGCGGCGAAAUCAUGUGCAGCCAAGCCGUAUGCUGCAUGACGAAUAAGAACCGUGGAGGUUGUAAUCAGCAUUUAGCUAAAUGCGGCGGCCAAAUCGGCCUCUUCAUCCACAUACGCAAAUGCAUGGUCCUCUUCCUCAACCUGGACCACGGUACCUGGCAUGUCGCCCCUUAUCUCGACAAGCACGGUGAAGUCGACCCCGCUCUGCGCCGCCACCACCAGCUUUUCCUCAAUCAGAAACGGUACGAUGCGCUGCUUAGGAAGGUCUGGCUUGAGGGCGGUGUGCAGAGCCUUAUUGCGAGGAGGUUGGAGGGUGAUGUGAAUAAUGGGGGGUGGGAGAGUUUGUAAGUAGUGGUAAUGAGGGAGCUGGCUUGGGGUGUAUGAAUAUGAAUAUGAAUAUGAAUAUGAAAAUGAAUAUGAGGUUGGUGUUUGGGGGCGGGGCGGGGCAAUGGAGUUUCUCUGUUACCUUUUUAAUGAAUAUGUUUUUACGGUUGAAGUUGGGCGUCCUUGAAUUGGGU
Molecule: messenger RNA, 6820 nt
Organism: Bipolaris sorokiniana ND90Pr
Lineage: Eukaryota; Fungi; Ascomycota; Dothideomycetes; Pleosporales; Pleosporaceae
Exons: 2
Coding region: 162-6650 (2162 amino acids)
Biological process (GO): protein ubiquitination; ubiquitin-dependent protein catabolic process via the N-end rule pathway
Cellular component (GO): cytoplasm; ubiquitin ligase complex
Molecular function (GO): ubiquitin protein ligase activity; zinc ion binding
Source: RefSeq, a predicted model, not a curated record